AUGCAGGUUAUUGUGCAACUACUCCGUAGCGUAAACUCGUGGCGAAAAUCGAAUCGCAACCGUUCGCCCAAACGUGACCCUCCCCUCGCCCUCGCUUUCCUUUCCCACGCUUCCGCUCUCUUUCGCCCGCGUCGUCGCCAUCGCUUCCGCAGCUCGUCGCGUGCCCGUCGCCUUCGCUCCGCCCGUCGCCUUCACUUCUCCCCCGUCGCCUUCACUUCUCCCCCGUCGCCUUCACUCCCCCCCCACUUCCGUUGCCUUCAUUUCCCCCUCCCGUCGCCUUCACUUCCCCCUCCCGUCGCCUUCACUUCCCCCUCCCGUCGCCUUCAAUUCCCCCUCCUGUCGCCUUCAUUUCCCCCUCCUGUCGCCUUCAUUUCCCCCUCCCGUCGCCUUCAUUUCCCCCUCCCGUCGCCUUCACUUCCCCCUCCUGUCGCCUUCACUUCCCCCUCUCGUCGCCUUCACUUCCCCCUCCCGUCACACUCGCUUCCCCACCCGUCACCUUCACUUCCCCUCCCAUUGCCUUUCACUCUCUCCUGCUCAAUCUCUUUCCCCCUGCUCACUCUCUUCCCCCCUGCUCACUCUCUUUCCCCCUGCUCACUCUCUUCCCCCCUGCUCACUCUCUUCCCCCCUGCUCACUCGCUUCCCCCCUCCUCAAUCUCUUCCCCCCUGCUCACUCUCUUCCCACUCUCUUCCCCCCUGCUCACUCUCUUCCCCCCUGCUCACUCUCUUCCCCCCUGCUCACUCUCUUCCCCCGUGCUCACUCGCUUCCCCCCUCCUCAAUCUCUUUCCCCCUGCUCACUCGCUUCCCCCCUCCUCAUUCUCUUUCCCUCUGCUCACUCCCCUUGUUCUAACCCCACUUUCCCCAUUUCUCACCCAUUUUCCCCCUUCACGCUCUCUUACCCCCUCUGCUCGCCCCUGUUUUCCCAACUCACGCCUAUACUCACUCUCUCCCCCCCUGCUCACUCUCUUCCCCCCCUGCUCACUCUCUUUCCCCUUGCUCACUCUCUUUCCCCCCUUCUCACUCUCUUUCCCCCUUCACGCUCUCUUUCCCUCCCUUCCGCCCGUUGCCCCCCUUCGUCUCGCGCUCGUCCCCUCGCAAUCCCCGUCUCUCUCUCCCCCCGCCGCCCUCGUUUUCCCCGUCGCCCUCCCUUCCACUCCUCGUUGCCCUCGCCAUCCCUCCCUUCUCCCUUCCCAUCUCGCACACUUGUCACGCCCCCUUUCCAACCCGCAUAUACACCCUUCCCUUCUUCCCUGUUUCCUCGUAUCCCCUGCGCUGCUUCCCCCCAUCCUCCGACUUGCUCCCCCCAUCCCCUUCCCUGCUUCCCCCCAACCCCUUCCCUGCUCCCCCCCAUCCCCUUCCCUGCUUUCCCCCUUCCCCUUCCCUGCUUCCCCCCGUCCCCUUCCCUCCUUCCCCCGUCCCCCUCCCAGCAUCCCCCCAUCCGCUUCCCUGCUCACCCCCAUCCCCUUCCCUGCUCCCCCCCAUCCCCUUCCCUGCUUCCCCCUAUCUCCUUCCCUGCUUCCCCCUAUCGCCUUCCCUGCUCACCCCUGCUCCCUCUGUUUCACCCUUGCUCCCUCCCCUUCUUCUCUGCUCACUCUCUUCCCCCUUGCUCACUCUCUUUACUUCUGCUCACUCUGUUCCCCCCUGCUUCCUCUCUUCCCCUCUGUUCAAUCU
Messenger RNA from Closterium sp. Naga37s-1, 1669 nucleotides. NCBI's taxonomy places the organism in Eukaryota, Viridiplantae, Streptophyta, Zygnematophyceae, Desmidiales, Closteriaceae. The record is from the annotation of a GenBank genome assembly.